GAGUUCUUAUCCGGGUCUUUUUGGCCUGCUUCAGCAACGUGGUAUUAGCGCACCCACGCGCGUCUUCACGAUGGUCGCUCAAAAGAAACAGAAAAAGGCUCUGGAGAGCAUCAACUCCAGGCUAGCCCUUGUGAUGAAGUCUGGCAAGUACGUCUUGGGCCACAAACAGACCAUCAAGACGUUGCGGCAAGGCAAGGCGAAGCUGAUCAUCAUCGCCAACAACACCCCUCCACUCAGGAAGAGUGAGAUUGAGUACUACGCCAUGCUGGCCAAGACUGGUGUCCACCACUACACAGGGAACAACAUUGAGCUGGGCACAGCGUGCGGAAAGUACUACCGUGUCUGCGUCCUCAGCAUCACUGAUCCAGGGGAUUCCGACAUCAUCAGAAGCAUGCCUACCGAGCAGUGAACUUAAUUAAAACUGUUAAUAGAAAA
This is a messenger RNA of Dermacentor silvarum, 435 nucleotides long. It is a transcript of the gene RpL30, whose product is annotated as 60S ribosomal protein L30-like. Gene Ontology annotation, cellular component: cytosolic large ribosomal subunit. Lineage: Eukaryota; Metazoa; Arthropoda; Arachnida; Ixodida; Ixodidae. The record is from RefSeq and is a predicted model, not a curated record. Gene Ontology annotation, molecular function: structural constituent of ribosome; RNA binding.